Salarias fasciatus (jewelled blenny) is the source of this 999-nucleotide messenger RNA. Its product is annotated as galactosylgalactosylxylosylprotein 3-beta-glucuronosyltransferase 1-like. Gene Ontology annotation, biological process: chondroitin sulfate proteoglycan biosynthetic process; carbohydrate metabolic process. Gene Ontology annotation, molecular function: galactosylgalactosylxylosylprotein 3-beta-glucuronosyltransferase activity. Gene Ontology annotation, cellular component: Golgi membrane. The transcript is spliced from 5 exons. The record is from RefSeq and is a predicted model, not a curated record. Lineage: Eukaryota; Metazoa; Chordata; Actinopteri; Blenniiformes; Blenniidae. The coding region runs from base 1 to 999 and encodes 332 amino acids.
AUGUGGUGGAGUGACGUGUCCUUACUGUGGAAAGACGCAGCGCCCCCUGCUGGCUGGAAGAUGCUGCCGGUGUUGAACAUGAAACUCGUCUUUAAUGUUUUGUUGAUCGUGGUGCCUUUUAUACUGCUCCUUCAUGUUUCUUACCACAGCACCAUCGCACCUCUGCUUGCCUCAGGACAAGAUGGUUCCAGAGGGAUUUCUGCUCUGAAAAAUCUCUUCCCGAGUUGGAAAAAGGACUACAUUAAACAGGUCUACGUUCGACCUCCGCCCUGGUCCGACAGCCUGCCCACCAUCUACGCCAUCACUCCUACAUACUAUCGAUCUGUGCAGAAGGCGGACCUGACACGCAUGUCCAAUACUCUGCUCCAUGUGGCCAACCUGCACUGGAUCGUGGUCGAAGACUCCGACAGAAAGUCUGUUUUGGUUAGCCGCCUCCUCGAGAAGACGGGGCUGAACUACACCCACCUCAAUGUGCAUGUAGCUGAAAAGCUUAAUUCCAGGGGCAGCGGGCAGAGAAACCUGGCUUUGAAGUGGCUACGGGACAAUUUCAGAUUAAAUGACAGCAAUGCCGGCGUGGUCUACUUUGCAGACGAUGACAACACAUACAGCCUGGAGCUGUUCGACGAGAUGCGCUACACUAAAAAUGUCUCCGUGUGGCCUGUGGCCUUUGCGGGCGGUGUUCGCUAUGAGUCCUGCAAAGUCGACGCCUCAGGCAAAGUGUCCGGCUGGGACGUUCAAUUUGCCCCAAAUCGACCCUUUGCUAUCGACAUGGCAGGGUUUGCAGUGAGCCUGCAGCUGAUUCUCUCCAAACCCGACGUUUACUUCAGGAUACAUGGGAUACCAGGAGGAUAUCAGGAGACCAGGUUUUUAGGGGAUCUGGUCACUCUCAGCGACCUGGAGCCGAAAGCGGCGAACUGCACCGAGGUUUUAGUCUGGCACACUCGCACUCAAAAUCCGACUCUUUUAAAAACUUUUGGAGACCCCAACGUUGAGACAUGA